UCAGUUGAAAGCUUCCUCUCCGACGUUAACCAAAGAUCAAUCAUGAGCCUUACUCAGGAACUGCAGCAUAUAUUGGAAAAUUUGCGUAUUUCAGACAGUGAUCGCGCCAGCUACACUGCAGAUGCUGUACAAAUUCAAAAUUAUGUUAUUGAACAACUCAAGUUGGUAGACGAUAGUUUUCGCAGAGCUUUUGGUGGCCUUAGCCUUGCAGGAAGCUACUUGGACAGGGUGAAAUUGAAGACUCCUGAUGAAUUCGAUUUGCAUAUGGUGCUGAAACUACCAUUCCCAAUUACCCCCCAGAAGGACGAGAAAGGAUUCAUGUUCUUGUAUGCAAUCGACAAUCAUCAUCCCAUUGUUACCGACAAUUACAUAAAUCGAAAAGAGCUCCAAGAUUGGCUACGUGAAGCAUUCGAAAAGGUAUUCGACUCGGAGCUAAGUGUUCGUUGCAAGUCUGGAGAAGUAUAUGAACUAAUGUAUACGGCCAAGGGCUACGGAUGUGCCCACACCAUUGAAGCUGAAGGGAAGAACCGAAACAUAUCGUUCGAUUUAGUGCCAGCAUUUGAAUUCAAUUGGGCCCAGUGGCCGUUGGGCAAUCUAGCCCUUUACAACAGCCGCAAGAAGAAAAUACGCAAGUUCCCAUGGUUCGCUGUGCCGCAAUCCAAGCCGGGCUCAAAGGACGAUCGUACCUUUAUGGCAUGUGCCCCGCAUUGGGAACGCCAGCUAACGAUGGAUUUGAAUAACUUUAAAAAUGUUUUGCGCCUCAUGAAGGGAUUGCGCGACGCUCAUGCGGACGAUUUUCCCCAUUUGUCCAGUUACAUGCUGAAAUCGGUCUUGCUCCAACAAUUGGGAAAAGUCAACUGGAACACCGAUUUGGCAACUCUCUUCAUGAAGAUGUGGAACUGUUUGGUAGAGUGUCUUCUAAAUGGCAGACUGCAGUUCAUUUUGGCAAGAGAACAAAACAUUUUUGAUCGUAUGAGUCUUGGGGAACGCCACAAAUGCUACUCCACAGCUUCAAAAUUACUUUCGGAGCUUCUCUAUGCUCAGCAGAAUGGCAACUACGAUGAAAUUUCACAACUAUUUGACAUUUGAACACACGAUAAGAGUGCAUAAAUGUGCAUCAUUUAACAUUUUGUAUUUGUAUUGUAUGCCAGCUUCGUAUUUUUAUUCCAAAUAAAUUCAUAUCUAAUCAGGAA
Molecule: messenger RNA, 1193 nt
Organism: Drosophila guanche
Lineage: Eukaryota; Metazoa; Arthropoda; Insecta; Diptera; Drosophilidae
Exons: 2
Coding region: 43-1089 (348 amino acids)
Source: RefSeq, a predicted model, not a curated record